CUAAUCGCAAUGAUAAUAUCGCCACGUCUAGUCAGAUGGUAGAGUAUCUAAUACGACACGGCUCUCUACUAUGAGAGAAGAAGAUGAUUACGAAAGCUCCAUUAAGACGAUCGGUGCUUUCUCACUCAUCAUCAAACGCUUUCCGGCGACAAAACCAACCAUCUCCACUUCUCCACCAUGAUUUCACUCCACUCCUUCGCCAUUAAAGCCUCUCUCCACCGAUCUUUUCCUACUUCGUUACGAUCGACGCUCUCUGUUUCCAACUCUGCUAGAUCUUUCAUUCGGCUCCCCUCCGCCGGAAAACGCAAUCUCUCUGUCAUCUCUGCUUCUGGAAGAGACUCCUCGAUGUCGUCAAACAAUGAUUCUCACGGAUCGUCUUCAAAGGUUGCUGAAUCUUUCUUCAGGAGUGUCUUAGGGCAGAUGGAAACAGUUUACCUAAAUCGGAACCCGACGCCUAAAUCCGUCUUGGAACUUGUUCGAUCCGUUGAUGGCGAACAACUUUGCUAUGACCAUCUCGCUUUUAGAACGUUUGGGGUUAGUGGUUAUGGGAUUGACUCGCUUGCAAGUUUUUUCCUUGACUAUGGGUAUACUCCGAUGGAUGAGCUGAAAUUUCCAGCCAAAAAGCUUAGAGCUUUGUGGUUUGCACCUCCUGAUGUUUCUGCUAUUCCUGGUGGAAGCGGCGUUAACGGUCCUUUGCCAAGAGUUUUUAUCUCAGAGCUCCUUGUGGACCAGAUGAGUUCACAGACUCAGGAUGUGAUCAGAAAGUACACUCAAGCAUCGCCCAAUGGGAAAAAGUAUGCUGCUCUUUCUAGUGCUUUGGGUACCUUAACUUGGGAAAAGCCUCUGUCUUCUGAGUUUGAGCAAUUGGCUAGGGAAAGUGAAUAUGCAGCAUGGACCCUUGUCAAUGGCUAUGCUCUUAACCAUGUAACGAUUUCUGUCCAUCGACUUAGAUCUCAUCUAAACAAAAUUAAGAAGCUCAAUCAGUUCCUAGAAGAAAAAGGUCUUAAAUUGAAUUCUGAAGGAGGAGUCUUGAAAGUUAGCCCUGAUGGUGGUUUGCUGCAAAGCUCAACUGUAGCAGAUUCAAUUUCUUUCAAGUUCUCUGAUGGUGUCACCAAAUAUAUCCCUUGUUCAUACAUUGAGUUUGCUGAACGCCUUGUGCUUCCCCAAUACCAAAACGUACCUGAAAGCGAGAUACGAGAGUCACACCGACGAGAUGGAUUUGAGGUCGGAAAUGCUGACAAGAUCUUUGAGAGCACAUUUCAGGAACAACUUUCUCGACGAGCCGGAUAAUGGCAAACAGUAGCGUCGAGCCUUUUUGGCAAAUAUGUUGUCAAAUAUGUUGCCUCGUAUAUAUAAUGUAGCCAAAAAAGAGCUCCAAACUGUUUGUAAUGUUGAUCAGUAAAGAUACUAAUCCAAGAACUUUUAAUCAGACAUUUAUGUGUAAAUAUUGCUGAUAACU
Camelina sativa (false flax) is the source of this 1459-nucleotide messenger RNA. RefSeq names its product 2-oxoadipate dioxygenase/decarboxylase, chloroplastic. Gene Ontology annotation, molecular function: oxidoreductase activity. Lineage: Eukaryota; Viridiplantae; Streptophyta; Magnoliopsida; Brassicales; Brassicaceae. The record is from RefSeq and is a predicted model, not a curated record.